AUGGUGCGGCAGGGUGCGUAUGUUUAUGAAAGAGUGCGGCAAACUGAAAGAGUGCGAGAAAGGGUGCGGGAAUUACUGAAAGGGUAUGGCAAUCCCGAAAAGGGUGCGCCAAACUUCAACCGUCUCCGCAAAACCAAAAUUUCUCACACUCUCGAUUCACCGUCAGAGUACCGUCGUCGGAAAAUUACGGCAAUGUCGUCGGAGUCGUCUCAGUCGUCUCAGGAUAAUGGAGUUAAUGAAAUUCCUGGGGAAAGGAGGUAUAAUGACAGCCAUUAUUUUUUGGCGAAGUUAAAAGUUAGAGCUCAUGUGGAAACUGUCAAAGAAAUCCGAAAUGCCCUUACAAAUACCCAGAAAAAAUUGUUUAAAACAUGUUGCUUCGGGCAAUUUUUUAAGAUGGAGACUUUGAAGCAUAGUUCCAGUUUAUUACAUUCUGUGUUAUUUCGUCAAAUCAACAAAGGAGUGGUGGGAGAGGAAAUGUGGUUUCGGCUUAAUGGGGUGGACUGCAGAUUUGGUCCUGUUGAAUUUGCUUUAAUAACAGGAUUAAAAUUCAGUAGGGAAAUGGUUAAGAGGAAGGUUAUAGGAAAAUCCCGAUUGAAAUCUCAGUAUUUCCCAGGUAAAAAGGCAGUUAGCUAUGGUGAUUUAGCAGCAGUAUUUAAAGAAAGAGUAUGGAUUGACAAUGAUGAUGAUGCCAUUAAAAUAUCUGCUUUAUAUCUACUUCAUUUUGCAUUAUUGGGAUCCGAUAAUAGAAAAACUAUUCCAGAGAAUAUUUUAAGUAUUUUUGAUGAUUGGGAUACUUUUAAUUCAUAUCCUUGGGGCACACUUGUUUGGAAGAUGACAGUAAAAUCUUUGGGUGAUGCUUUGGUAAAACAAUACAAUGAAGUUUCCAGAUUGUAUCCAUCGAAUUCAAAUGAUAUCCCAAUAUUAACUUACGGUAUACGAGGAUGUACGUUAGCAUUUCAGGUUUGGAUAUACGAGACGCUUAAUAAUUUGAAAAGAUUUGUAGUCUGUAAAUCGGUUAAGACAAUACCUCGAAUGUUGAGAUGGAAAAGUUUAGAAGUUCCAAGCUGGGAGGAUAUGGAUCGUAUUUUAAACUCUUCUGAAGAUGUUGUCACAUCUCGUAUGAUUGCAUCCAAAGUUGAGAGGCAAUCAUGGUAUUACGAAGAUGUUAUAAAUGACAUUGAUGAUUUAGAAGAAUCUGAUACAACUCCUGAUGCACCUUCAUCCCCUCCAAACAUCCAACCUGAUGUAACAUCCCCUCCAGACAUCCUUUAUGGCGUUACAUCCCCUCCAGAUAUCCAACCUGCACCUUGGAGUACUCCUGUUCGUAGGCGACGAAGUUCAUUUAUAAGUAGUCAUGUGCCCUCGCCUCAACCGGCUGAAGAAACACAUACUUGCAAUAUUCCAAGUGCAUCUACCCGGAUGGAUGAUGAUAAAUUUGAUAGACUUCAAGAGCUUCUACAAGGGUUUAUGCAAAAAGUGGAUGAACGACUUGAAAGCAUUGAUGAGCGGCAAACACUACUUGAAGCACGUCAAAUAUCCAUAGAAGCCAAAUUGACCGAGCUUCAACAUAAGUACCAUUCAAACCCAACAAGCCCAACUGAAGUGGAUGAGCCAACAGAAGUUCUGUUUGAGUAUUUUGAUCAGUUGGAUACGGAUAUCCAACAAACAAUGGAUGGCACAAAUAAAACUCAAACAGAGAAUCGUUCCAUUACUCGGAGGACAUUACGUGGAAGGAUAAUGAAGAAGGGUAAAGCACUUCGGAGCCCAUACACUGAUCCUUUUGAACAUCGUCGUGCACGGGCAGUGAUAGGGGCAUCCUGCAGAGAGGAUAUAGUAAAUCUUAUGUGGGAAUAUUUGCAAUGGUACGGAGACCCUCCCGAACCGGGAUUGGGAAACACUUAUUUAUAUGGGCCAUGCGAUAAAAUAAAAUGGUGGAAGCUAGUAUGUGAAGAUAACCAUUGGCUCAUGGAUCAGGUAUAUUAA
Molecule: messenger RNA, 1983 nt
Organism: Mangifera indica (mango)
Lineage: Eukaryota; Viridiplantae; Streptophyta; Magnoliopsida; Sapindales; Anacardiaceae
Exons: 6
Coding region: 1-1983 (660 amino acids)
Source: RefSeq, a predicted model, not a curated record